GUCACUCCUCCCUCCCCUCCUUCUCUUCUCCCUUCCCUCUCUCAAUUCCCUCUCCCUCACGGCCCACAGCAGCUGCCGGCACACCAGACCACCAGCAGACCACCGUGAGCAGCCCGCAGCAGCACAGCCGCGUUUUCCCUCCCCCACGCACUACAAGCAGCAGCCUCACCACGAACGACCACAGCAGCGGCUGUUUCGUGAGCCACCAGCAGGUACAGCAGCCGCAAGAGGUGGUUCCUCCACCAUUUUCGUGCUCCACACCACUACAAAAACCACUUAUACCCUCACCCAUUUCUAGUUCCCCUUGUGCCCGGUUCAUAAGAGGGGCGUAAGAACCCCUUCGAAGCGAUUUUUGUGGCUUGUCAUCUUGCAGUGCAGGGAAAUGCCUCCGUUGUCUAGUCAACGUUUGAAGAGACGCUCGAACAAGGCCUUACGAGAACUGGUCAUGGAGCUAGCCGAGGAAAGGAGAUCUAGGUCUGCGCCCGAAGUUGAGACGGCAGCCUCCAUGAGCAAGAGCAUCUCACAGAACAAACCCCCUGUGUUUACAGGAACUGGAGAACCCGCAAUCUUAGAGAAUUGGUUACGGGAAUUUGACAAGAUUUUCAACGUGGUGCAAUGCCCUGAGCACCUGAGAGUGGACCAAGCCGCUUUCUACCUACAAGAAGAAGCUGAUUACUGGUGGUCCAAUGCUAGAGACAACUUGAUGAGUGAUCCUCAGGAGCCGUUGCAAUGGAAAGAGUUCAAAAGGGUGAUUCGGGAAAAAUACUACCCACCUCAUAUCAGGAAGCAAAAGUCCAAUGAAUUUUCGAAGCUCGAGAUGGGGGAUUUAACGGUUGACGAAUACUAUAAGAAGUUCAUGGAGUAUGUGAAAUAUUGCCCUGAUGACGUCCCUACCGAGGAGCAGAAGAUGCAGCGUUUUGAAUUGGGGCUGAGCAAUGAAAUUCAAGUGCAUGUUGAUAGUGACCGGUACACCACUCUGGAUGCGAUGUACCAAAGAGCUGCUCAAGUGGGAAGUCUACUAUACAAAGAUAAGGGAAAGAAGCUUGAAACUAGCAGUGCAGGUGUCAACAGUGGGGAUAAGAGAAAGGAGAGCUUCCAGCAGCAACACCAUUCCCAGCAGAAUAAGAAACACAUGGGCUUUUCAAGCCUCGAAAGAAAUGGGAAGUCGCACCAUAGGGGGUUCAGCAAUCAAAAGAAGAGUGGAGACAGUAAUAGUAAGGAAAGAGUUUAUUUCUGCCGCAGGUGUCCAAACAACCACCCAGGGAAGGAUUGUAAUGGGAAUUUAGUAGAAUGUAAUGUUUGUGGCAAGUUGGGUCAUCGUGGCUUCGAAUGUUAUGCCAAGCAUGGGCGUCCGAAUCAACAGAAUGGGGGACAGCAGCAUUUUUAUCAGAGGAAUUUUGGGAAUCAGAGGAAUGGGAGUGACUACCGUGGUCAAAACUUACAUCAGUCGAAGAACGGGAACGGAUAUCGGCCUAGUCCAAGCAACUAUAAACCCGGAGAGUCGAAUGGUCGAAGUAAUGGAAGUGCGGGAACCAGUGCGCUAACUACUCAAUCAACACCUGGAAAAUUAACCGCCAUCAGCACAAGGGAAGCAGAGGAAGCAAAGGAUGUGGUGACAGGUACGUUUCUUGUGAACUCCGUGCCUGUCAAUGCGUUAUUUGAUACUGGAGCAUCAAAUUCUUUUGUAUCUGCAUCAAUAAUUGAAAGGUUAGGAUUAAAGGAUCCCGAACCUUCUUCGUACGCCGUAGCAGUUCCUUCAGGAGAGUUGUAUCAAUGCACUAGAGUUUAUAAGAGUGUUCCUUUGACCAUUGGGGGAACCCUUUUUCCUAGUGACCUAUAUGAGUUAAAGAUGUGCGACUUAGACAUUAUUCUUGGGAUGGACUGGUUGGGUCGGUUUAAAGCUAUUGUUGAAUGUGAGAGGCAAGAAGUCAGGCUUGUGGGGCCCAAGGGAAAGAAAGUUAAGUAUUGCAAAGCUACUUCAGGUAUGCAAACGAAGAUAGUAUCGUCCCUGAAGAUGAAAACAUUAUUGAGGAAGGGACUGCCAAGCUACCUAUGUCAUGUACGUAAGAUAGAAGACGAGGAGUUGACUCCUGAAUCAGUGCCAAUCGUAAAUGAGUUCCUAGACGUCUUCCCAGAGGAGAUACCGGGGAUGCCACCUGUUAGGGCUGUUGAGUUCACCAUAGACCUGGUACCAGGGGUGGGACCUAUAUAA
This is a messenger RNA of Amaranthus tricolor (Joseph's coat), 2212 nucleotides long. RefSeq lists its product as uncharacterized. The record is from RefSeq and is a predicted model, not a curated record. Lineage: Eukaryota; Viridiplantae; Streptophyta; Magnoliopsida; Caryophyllales; Amaranthaceae. Gene Ontology annotation, molecular function: aspartic-type endopeptidase activity. Bases 383 to 2212 code for a protein of 609 amino acids. The transcript is spliced from 3 exons. Gene Ontology annotation, biological process: proteolysis.